AUGUUAGUAACACCUCGAACUGUACAACUGGGGUUAUGCUAUCUGAAAAUAAUUGUUGGAAUCAUCGGAGGAACCGGUUUUGAGGACCCAAAAAUAUUUAGCAAUGCACAGGAGUACAAAGUGAAUACACCAUUCGGUUCGCCAUCAGAUGUUUUGAUCGAAGGGAAAAUAGGCGAUACUACCUGUAUUCUUCUGUCACGUCAUGGUCGGGAACAUAAUACAUCUCCAACAAAUAUUAACUAUCGAGCAAAUUUGUGGGCUCUUAUGGAACAAGGUAGAAUUUCGUUGCACUGA
This is a messenger RNA of Cercopithifilaria johnstoni, 294 nucleotides long. The record is from the annotation of a GenBank genome assembly. NCBI's taxonomy places the organism in Eukaryota, Metazoa, Nematoda, Chromadorea, Rhabditida, Onchocercidae.